This is a messenger RNA of Fulmarus glacialis (Northern fulmar), 2797 nucleotides long. RefSeq names its product rho GTPase-activating protein 12-like. Lineage: Eukaryota; Metazoa; Chordata; Aves; Procellariiformes; Procellariidae. Gene Ontology annotation, biological process: regulation of GTPase activity; signal transduction. Gene Ontology annotation, cellular component: cytoplasm. The record is from RefSeq and is a predicted model, not a curated record. Gene Ontology annotation, molecular function: protein binding.
AUGGCUGAUAAAGGUGGGAAGAUCCUUCCAGGACAAUUGUACAUUGAAGUGGAGUACGACUAUGAGUAUGAGGCCAAGGACAAGAAAAUUGUGAUUAAGCAAGGGGAGAAAUACAUCUUAGUGAAAAAGACUAACGAUGAUUGGUGGCAAGUCAAAAGAGAUGAAAAUUCCAAACCCUUUUAUGUGCCAGCACAGUACGUGAAGGAAAUACCACGAAAAGCACUGAUGCCACCUGUUAAGCAAGCAAGCAUGCUGCCAAAUAACGCUUUGAAGUUGACACAUGGAUUACAGAGAUCAACUGAAAAUGUGAAUAAGUCACCAGAGCUUUCUAGUUUUGGAAAAUCUUCUCCAGUUCAAGUGUCUUGCUUAGUUCGAGAUGCCAAUCAAAAUCUGGGACCGAACAAUAGCCCUGGUCAAACUCUUGGUUUGAGUCUGGACCUUGCCCAAAACAAUGGAAAACUAAACAAUGAGUUACAAUCUCCCAAGGUUUCCAAUCAGUAUAGAACCAUCUCCAUGGGUCAUUUCCCGUGUCCGGAGUUCCUGGAAAUAGAGAAGACCAGCUUUUUGCAUGAACAAUCUUGUGAUUCAGGAGGCUCAGAAAAAAUUCACCAAGAUUCAGAGUCUGGAGAUGAACUCAGUAGUAGCUCGACAGAACAAGUGCAGCCAACUACUCCACCAAGCCAAGGGAGGCCUGAUUCACCAGUUUAUGCUAAUUUACAAGAACUGAAAAUAUCUCAGUCUGCACUUCCACCACUACCUACAAGUGCUCCGGUCCAAAUAAAUGGGGAAUGGGAAACCCAUAAAGAUACGACAGGACGCUGUUAUUACUACAACAGAGGAUCACAGGAACGAACCUGGAAACCUCCGCGGUGGGCCCGAGAUGCAAGCAUUAAUAAAGGGGAUUCCCAGAGCCAUGCAGAUCAUGAGCAUCUUUCAUCAGAAGAAAACGACCACAGUUCUUGUUACAGCCAGUCAGAUAGUCAGUAUGGUUCUCCUCCAAAGGGUUGGUCAGAAGAGUUGGAUGAACAUGGUCAAACCUUAUAUACCAAUGACUAUACUAAUGAAAAGUGGAUAAAACAUGCAGAUGAACAAGGUAGACCAUACUACUACAGUGCUGAUGGUUCCCGAUCAGAAUGGGAGUUACCUAAGUAUAAUGCUUCACCACAGCAGCAGAGAGAUAUAAUAAAGAGUAGGAGUCUGGACAGGAGGCUGCAAGAACCAAUAGUUUUAACAAAAUGGAGGCACAGCACAAUUGUGUUGGACACCAACGAUAAGGAAUCACCAACUGCUGCUAAGGCCAGUUUUCCUGAAAACGAGUCCUCUCCUUCUUCACCAAAGCAUCAAGCCACAGGUCAAGAGAAGUAUGGGUUAUUGAAUGUGACAAAAAUUACAGAAAAUGGAAAGAAAGUUCGAAAGAAUUGGAUGUCAUCAUGGGCAGUGUUACAAGGUUCAUCACUGCUGUUCACUAAAACGCAAGGAAGUGGAACUGGCUGGUUUGGUGUCAAUCAAUCUAAGCCAGAAUUUACAGUGGAUCUCAAAGGGGCAUUGAUUGACUGGGCCUCAAAGGACAAAUCCAGCAAAAAGAAUGUUAUUGAGCUAAAAACCCGCCAAGGAACUGAGCUCUUAAUUCAAUCUGAUAAUGACAGCUUUAUUAAUGAAUGGUAUAAAGUUCUUAACUAUACCAUCAACAAUCAGGUAGUAGAGUCUGAUGAAACGUUAGAAGAUGAUGUACCAGAUUCCCCUGGGGUGGAAAAACAAGACAAAGAAAAAGAGAAAGAGAAUAAAGACUCUAAGAAACUUCGUUCAGUGAAAGCACCUAGCAAUAUAGAUUCUACAGAUCAGAAAAAGACCAAAACGAAGCUGAAGAAGUUUCUUACACGGCGCCCUACAUUACAAGCUGUCCGUGAAAAAGGCUACAUUAAGGAUCAAGUGUUUGGUUCCAAUCUCACCAGCUUGUGUCAAAGAGAAAACAGCACGGUGCCAAAGUUCGUGAAGCUGUGCAUUGAGCAUGUUGAGGAACAUGGAUUAGAUGUUGAUGGCUUAUACCGAGUUAGUGGCAAUCUUGCAGUGAUACAGAAGCUAAGAUUUGCAGUCAAUCAUGAUGAGAAACUAGACUUGAAUGACAGUAAAUGGGAAGAUAUACAUGUCAUCACAGGAGCUCUGAAGAUGUUUUUCAGAGAAUUGCCAGAGCCGCUGUUCACUUAUAAUCACUUCAAUGACUUUGUCAAUGCAAUUAAACAAGAACCAAGGCAGCGUGUCCAUGCUGUUAAAGAUUUAAUCAAACAGUUGCCAAAACCAAAUCAGGACACUAUGCAGGUCCUCUUUAGACACCUGAAAAGAGUUGUAGAAAAUGGAGAAAAGAACCGAAUGACCUAUCAAAGUGUAGCAAUAGUUUUUGGUCCAACCUUAUUAAAACCAGAGAAAGAGACUGGUAACAUAGCAGUCCACACAGUAUACCAGAAUCAGAUUGUAGAAUUAAUUCUACUAGAAUUGAAUUCCAUCUUUGGACGCUGACAUUUUUCUUGGAGUAGAAACUGGAAGUGAUGGGUUGGCAGCAGUACUCCAUCAGAAGGAAAAUCUCUCACUGUACAUGAUGUAUUAUGUUUGUGGACCAAGCAGCAACUUGUUUUUUGCACUUUUGGGGAGGGGAGAAACAGGAGAAAUGUUUGACCACUUUAAUGCAAAUUAAAGACAACACUUUGGAUUUCUUUGAAAAGUUCAAUGUGAAAAGUGAAUUGAAAAGUUUAUAGUUUGCCUUUUUUUAAGUAGCAUUGGAAAAAUGUAAUAUAGGUUCAUA